AUGGAAGAUCAAACAGCACAAACAUGUGAAAACGGAAAUUAUCAAGAAUAUCGAACUCCUUUACCAUUGAAUGGUCAAACUUCUUACCAAACUUAUCCACCGUUCUAUUACAAUAUUACUUAUCCCUAUUAUACCACUCAGAUGUAUCCGUAUCAAAUGCAAUACCAACAAUACCAACCAUUCCAAAAUCAAAUUGAUGAAGUCGAUGCUGCUCAAAAAGCACGCGAAAGAAAGGAGAAAAGACUUGAAGUGCUUGUGUCGCUGAUUUUAUUUGUUUUAGGCUUCUUCUGUUUGAUUACUUGGGUCGUUAACUUGAUGCUAUUCAAUCGAAGUCAAGUCAAAAAGGCUAGAAUAAUGGCGCAACUCUCUUGGGCUUUUAUAGUGAUGACCUGGGUAUUUGCAGUCUUCACUAUUCUCUUCACCAGUACAAUUUAG
This is a messenger RNA of Entamoeba invadens IP1, 435 nucleotides long. RefSeq lists its product as hypothetical. NCBI's taxonomy places the organism in Eukaryota, Evosea, Mastigamoebida, Endamoebidae. The transcript has a single exon. The record is from RefSeq and is a predicted model, not a curated record. Bases 1 to 435 code for a protein of 144 amino acids.